Nelumbo nucifera (sacred lotus) is the source of this 2050-nucleotide messenger RNA. Its product is annotated as ethylene-responsive transcription factor ERF119-like. NCBI's taxonomy places the organism in Eukaryota, Viridiplantae, Streptophyta, Magnoliopsida, Proteales, Nelumbonaceae. The record is from RefSeq and is a predicted model, not a curated record. Gene Ontology annotation, biological process: regulation of DNA-templated transcription. Gene Ontology annotation, molecular function: DNA-binding transcription factor activity; DNA binding.
GAGUCGGGAUACUCAUCAAGUCAUCAGAGAGCCAAACCAAAGAGAAGAGUAGAAACAGAGAGGGAGAAAAGAGCAGUGCAACCGAGCAGAAAGGAAAAAAAAAAUCAGAGAUUUGCAGUAGACAGAAGCAAACUAGUUGGUUAUCGGGUUUCCCUUUCUCGUUACAAGGAGGGGCAGGGGGUUUUGCUGAAGAACAGAGAGGAGAAAAAGGAGGUGGGAUUGACGGAUUUAUGUCGGCUGGUUUUGAUCUGUUGAUUGGAGCUAUUGAGCAGCUCUGGCUUUCUUCUCUGUUCCUUUUGUUCUCAAGCUUCUGCGCUUUCCUCUUCACUCAGUGUCUCUGCAUGCGACUUUGGUCCCUCCUUCACUGGUCGAAAAAGGGGCUGCCAAGCGAUUCGAUGUGCUUGAGGUUAAAACGGACUGGUUCUGGAGUAGAAUGCUUUGUGGGUUUUCAUAUAAAGCGUUGUUUAUAUCUCUUUUUGUUCUUGAGAGGGGCUCUUACUUGAUACUGGGGUUUUGAGAGAGUGAUUUCUUUCUAUUGUGUUUUUUUCUCUGAAAAUUUUUUUGUUCUUUUUUUGUGGAGUUGGGAUUUGCGGAAGGUUUUCUUUCGCAUUCUUUUAGAAAUGCCAGGACCUCAGAGGCCACUCUUGAAUCAGGACAAAGUCUGUAAGAAGCAGAAGAAGAAACCCUGCCUAAUUAGUGGACUAGAGGACGUAGAAACCAAAACCAUGAGAAAAAUCCGUGUUAUCUAUUGCGAUCCAGAUGCGACCGAUUCUUCGUCCAGCGAAGACGAAGCGGGCAUGAAGAGGAAUGGAAGGGUCCGAUGUAAGCGUCUGAUUCGGGAGAUUCGUGUUCCAGCGGCUCAAUUUCAAUCUUCUUUUGCUGAAACAGAGAGCUCUUCUCAAGACAGUAAUAAUGGGGGCAAAACCCUUAACAAGACUGGCAAAAACCCUGGCAGAAGGGUUUUAUCGAAGACAUCCAGAUCCGGUUCUUCCAAGUACAGGGGCGUUCGGCAGAGGAGAUGGGGCAAAUGGGCUGCUGAGAUUCGAGACCCUAUUCGAGGGGUUCGAGUCUGGUUGGGUACUUACGGUACUGCUGAAGAGGCUGCUGAGGCCUAUGAAGCCGCUUCGAGGAAACUACAGUUAGAAAGUGUAUCUCAUGCACAGAAGGCUAGCAACAACACAUCUUCGUCUUCCGCAGCAGGUUCCAUGUCUCAAUCUUGUGUCUCGGAAGAUUCAGAGAGUCUGUUUUCUCACUCAUCCCCUUCUUCGGUCCUCGAUGUUUCAACUGCAGUAUCACAUGUUUUUGGCCCUGGCACCCAAACCAAGGAAGAUAAACAUUCCACAAGGAAUCUCGAGUUGCAGCAGCCUCACCAGCGACAAUCUGAAGAGCAAAACCAACAAGCCAUCUCUGAUUUCUUGGAGGACUCCUUGCCAGUAAUUACGUCUCCAAUGGUAGAGGAUCUUGAGCUGGGGUUCCAACUUGAUUCGUUCCUUGUCAAUGAUUUUGGGCAGGCGUUCGAAGAUUUCUGCGAUUUCAGUGACAUUCCACUGUGUAGAUUUGAGGACCGUGACCCCAGUGAACUUCCCAACUUUGACUUCGAUCUCAGCACUGAAGAGCUGGCCUGGAUCGACGAACCCCUUGGUGUUGCCUGCCCAUAAGUUUUGUAGCUAGGAGUUAGAACUAUUGUCAAUGCAGUUAUAGUUUUUCUUUUCUUUUUCUUUUUUAUCCGGGUUAUGUGAAGAAGUCUCGGGAGCUUGAAGGAAAAAAGCUCUGUGAGAGAUUGUUUCGUGGCUGAGUUUGUUUAUUUGCUUGUAUAGAGAGAUGGGUUCACAGAGUUUGAAGAGAGGUCUUGGGUUUUUCUGUGCUUAUAGAGCCGUCCCAAGAUUUUCAACUCUCCCCGAUCAGAGUGAUAGAGAGAAGUCAGAGAACCGUUGAAAAUUUUGCUCAUCCCAUCCCUCUGUUUUGAUUUUCCGUCAUUGAACUCUGUAUUUGGAUUUUCUAUUUUAAUAUAAUAUAUGGUAUAUAUGCGUAAAGUAUUAAUGUGGAUUUC